Molecule: messenger RNA, 1065 nt
Organism: Triticum aestivum (bread wheat)
Lineage: Eukaryota; Viridiplantae; Streptophyta; Magnoliopsida; Poales; Poaceae
Product: pathogenesis-related genes transcriptional activator PTI5
Exons: 1
Coding region: 174-719 (181 amino acids)
Biological process (GO): ethylene-activated signaling pathway; regulation of DNA-templated transcription
Molecular function (GO): DNA binding; DNA-binding transcription factor activity
Source: RefSeq, a predicted model, not a curated record
GCGGCGCACAGAGCGCCCACGCGGUCUCGGUCUCCACCUCGUCAAUGCUCCCCCAGAAAACCAGUGUCUUGCCAGAGACGCCUUCUCCGGGCUGCUGUAAAUAGCAACAUAUACCUCUCCCCGGUGUGCGCAGCAAGCUAAACCCCCACCGCACGCCCCACCCGCGCGCAGGCAUGCCUCUCUCGCUCGGCGCCGACCACCUCGCCGCGCCCGGCGCGCGCGCUCCGCCUGCGCGGGUGGGCACGGGCAUGGGCAUGGACACGUCCCUCUCGCUGGGCGGUGCCGCCGCCUACCUCCCGCUCAACGAGAACGACUCCCUCGACAUGCUCCUCUUCGACGUCCUCCGCGAGGCCUCCGCCGUGGCCGCCGCCUCGCCCUCCUCGUCCUCCUCUCCCCCGACGAAGACGGCGACGGCCAUUGCCGCCGCUGGCGCCGACGCGAUCGAGGGCGGCGGGGCAUGCGCGGCCGGGAGGGCCGCGGAGCGCCCGCACUACCGCGGGGUGAGGCGGCGGCCGUGGGGCAAGUACGCGGCGGAGAUCCGGGACCCGUCGCGGCCCGGCACGCGCCUGUGGCUCGGCACCUUCGGCACGGCCGAGGAGGCGGCCGUCGCGUACGACCGCGCCGCGUUCCGCCUGCGCGGCGCCAAGGCGCUGCUCAACUUCCCGCCGGCCGUGGGGGCGCACGAGGCGCGCCGCGGCGGCGCCAAUGAGGCGAGGUGAAUGCUACGUGCGUUCGUUCUCUCGCCGAUCGUUCCUCUCUCUCUUAGCUGCGUGUUGUUAGCUUCUUAGUUUAGGCAUCGAAACAUUGAAUUCCCAUUCUGUAACCGUUCAUUCAUGCGUGGUGUGGUCUGUGGUGGACCAAUUUGCAUUUCGUGGGUAUCGUCUCUAGCUUCGGGCGAAGGUGCUAUUUUGGUGAUCUCUCUACGGUUAUCAACAGAUAUCAAUCAUCAAUUGUACAGUAGUACUACUACCAGUCUCGUCUGAAAUUUUACGAAAUCUGGAGAAAUGUGUGAACCGGUAAUGAGAAGACAGAUUCCCUCGACAAACCUUGUAUUCAUCUACGAUU